AUGUCUUCCAUCCUAUCUGCAGGUCUCCAGGACAAGCUGCGUGACAUUAUUGACGAAUACACAUCCGGAGGUGCCGACCGAAAGAUUCCCGGCCUAGUCUAUAUUGCGUUCAGAAACGAUGGCCAGCCAAUUUUCCAGCAUUGCUCUGGCACGAGAGGCAUGUCCUCGCAGGGCUUGAUGUCCACAGAUACCAUCUUUUACUUGGCUUCUUUUACCAAAGUGGCAACCUCUGUCUCUUGCAUGCAGCUUGUUGAGCGUGGUCUGUUGCACCUUGACGAUGCUGAUGAAGUUGAGAGGAUCUGCCCCGAGUUGAGAGAUGUAAAAGUUUUGACUCGCACAGCUGAUGGUGGCUUCGCGCUCGUUGAGAAGAAGAAAAGGAUAACCCUACGGAUGCUCCUGAACCACACUGCCGGUUUUGGAUACGCCUUUGAGGACGAUAAGCUGGCAGAAUACACUCGUCCAGUUGGCGCAGAUGAUUUCUCAGGAGAAGCAGUGGAGAUAGCCAACCGACCUCUUGUCAACCAACCUGGCGAAAAGUUCCAGUACGGAAUCUCGAUGGACUGGGUGGGUGUCAUGAUAGAGCGAGUCUCUGGAAAGUCGUUGGACGAAUACUUCAAAACCAACAUCUUCCAGCCUCUGGGUAUGAACAGUGUAACCUUUCAUCCUUCAGAAGAGGCCAAGGCAAAUAUGGCCUACAUGCAUCGAAGGUCCGCAGAUGAAAAGCUAGCAACCACUGAUCACUUCUACCGACGACCAUUGUUAGCUUACGGAGAGGGAAACAAGGCCCCGUGCGCUGGAGGUCAUGGUUGCUUUGGAAAGCCGGCUGAUUUUGGAAGGCUCAUCUCACUUCUGCUCAACGAUGGCAUCGACAAGGUAACAGGCAUGCGUCUCCUCAAGCCCGAGACUGUUCAAGACAUGUUCACGGACCAGAUUACCGAUAAACCACGUUACAGCAACGUGUGUGUUCCAGUAGCAAAGCCCGAGUUAGCCAACCCAACGCCCUUGACCACAAUGCCAGACGAUCACACCGAGGGAUGGGGAAUGUCAUUUUCAAUUAGCCACUUUCCCUCUGAAACAGGACGAGCACCUGGUACGGCAUCUUGGGAAGGGUUGGCCAAUCUCUUCUGGUUCGCUGACCGAAAGAAUAACAUUGGCGGCAUCAUUGCUUCUCAAAUCAUCCCAUAUGGCGAUCGCUUGGUAUUGGAGUGCUCAGAUCGUGUAGAAACCGAGAUAUACAAGGCCUUGCAGCAGGUUGAUGGAUCUUGA
Messenger RNA from Fusarium keratoplasticum, 1266 nucleotides. RefSeq names its product Beta-lactamase domain-containing protein. Lineage: Eukaryota; Fungi; Ascomycota; Sordariomycetes; Hypocreales; Nectriaceae. The record is from RefSeq and is a predicted model, not a curated record. Bases 1 to 1266 code for a protein of 421 amino acids. The transcript has 5 exons.